AUGCUCAUACAGGACAGCUUUGUCGAUGUGAAAACGUCUUCCAAUGACAUGCGUGUGCAUCUGUUCACACCAAAGCUACAAAAUGGCUCUACUGCCAAAUUCCCUGCUCUCAUCGUCUUCAGCGAGAUAUACCAGGUAACUGGCCCAGUCAAACGUCUUUGUCGUCGUCUCGCAGGCGAGGGCUUCCUUGUAGCCAGUCCAUGUGUCUUUCAUGAGUCUGAAGGUGCUCGCGAGAUGCGGUAUGAUGCCGAAGACACCAAGCUGGGUAAUGAAUUGAAGCUCACCAAGAAAUCGGAGGCCACCGACGAAGACUUGCGCUUGACGGUCGAUACAUUACUUGCCUUGCCACAGUGUAAUGGUCGAGUGGGAGCUACAGGCAUCUGCUAUGGCGGCCAUCUUGCCUUCCGUGCAUUCAAAGACCCGCGAGUGUCUGCCAUUGUAACCUUUUUUGGUACAGACAUCCACUCAGGCACACUAUCGCCAAAUGGUGAUGAUUCUCUGAGGCUGGCGAAGGAAGGACACAUUGGCAAGGAUGUCGAGAUGCUGCUUAUCUUUGGCAAGCUCGACAACCAUGUCCCGCGUGAUGGUCGCGAUCUAAUCCGCAGCACACUCGAUAACGCAGGCGUUCGCUUUACCUGGUUGGAAUUGGCCAACGCACAGCAUGCAUUUGUUCGCGAUGAAGAUGAGAAGGGCCGAUAUGAUCCUGCCAUCACACAAUGCUGCAUCAGCUUGGCAUUGGAGCUCUUCAGCCGUACCAUCUGUCUAUGA
Protomyces lactucae-debilis is the source of this 768-nucleotide messenger RNA. Its product is annotated as dienelactone hydrolase family protein. NCBI's taxonomy places the organism in Eukaryota, Fungi, Ascomycota, Taphrinomycetes, Taphrinales, Protomycetaceae. The transcript has a single exon. The record is from RefSeq and is a predicted model, not a curated record. Bases 1 to 768 code for a protein of 255 amino acids. Gene Ontology annotation, molecular function: hydrolase activity.